Messenger RNA from Dictyostelium purpureum, 1071 nucleotides. RefSeq lists its product as uncharacterized. The coding region runs from base 1 to 1071 and encodes 356 amino acids. The transcript has a single exon. The record is from RefSeq and is a predicted model, not a curated record. Lineage: Eukaryota; Evosea; Eumycetozoa; Dictyosteliales; Dictyosteliaceae.
AUGAAACAAUUAAUGUUUGAUUCAAACAUGGAUAGCUCAAAACAAGAGGUUGCCUCACUUAGGGAUCAGGUUUCAAAAUUAUUAUUGAAAUUAAACAAUAACAGUUUUAAUAAUGGAUAUAAUAGUUAUAAUUCAAAUUUAAAUAUGAAUCAUAAUAGCAAUAACGAUAUAAAUGAUGUCAAAGUUAAUUAUGGUCAAGAAAAUAAAACACAAAAAGAUUCAUAUGAAGCAUUUGACCAAAUAAUAAAUAAAACUAGAAACAAAAGAAAAGUCAUCGAAGAUGAAGAAGAGGAGGAGGAAGAUAGAGAGGAAAGAGUUGUUAAAAAGAAACCAACCAGAUCAAAUUUGAAAAAGAAAGAAGAUACCAAAGAGGAACAAGAGCAACACACAGAUGAAGAGCAAGAGGAAGAGGAAAAAGAGGAAGAGAAACAAAAGAAAACAAAAGGUAGACCAAGAAAAAAUUCCCAAUCAGAACCAGCACCCACAAAUCCCAAAAAGAGAUCGACAUCAAAAAGAGUUUCAGAGGACGAAGAAAAUCAACAUGAACAGCAACAAGAAGAAAAGCCCAAAAAAAGGGGUAGAGUUUCAAAAAAGGAAAAAGAAGAGCAUGAAAAAUUAGAACAAGAAAAAUUUGAAAAAGAAAAACAGAGGUUAAAAAAAGAAAAAGAGGACAGAGAAGAACAAGAAAAAUUAGAAAGAGAAAGGGAAAGAGAAAGAGAAACAGAAAGAGAGAGAGAAAGAGAGAGAGAAAGAGAAAGGGAAAGAAAAGAAAAGGAAAAAGAAAAAGAAAAAGAAAAAAAGCAAAAACAAAAAGAAAAGGAAAGAAUAGAACAAGAAAGAGCUGAAGCAGAAAGAUUGGAAAAAGAAAAAAGACAAAAAGAAAAAAGACAAAAAGAAAAAGAAAAGAAAGAAAAAGAAAAUAGAUUAAAUCAAGAGAAUAAUAAAGAAAAUAUAAAUAGUAAUAGUAAUAAUAGUAUUGGUACAGCUACAUCCAGAGGAUUUAAAGAUAUUCACGACAUUUUAAAACAAAAAAAAUUAGUUAUACCCAAAUUAUCAAAUAUGAAAAAAUAA